Molecule: messenger RNA, 920 nt
Organism: Rubroshorea leprosula
Lineage: Eukaryota; Viridiplantae; Streptophyta; Magnoliopsida; Malvales; Dipterocarpaceae
Source: the annotation of a GenBank genome assembly
AUUCUCAAUUGGACAACUAGCUAGUCUUGCACUUGAUACUUCCAUGGUUGCAAUAGCAAUCCUUGUCAUCUUGGAUAUCAUUCAUCAAAGGCCACUGAUUGAUGAUGAUCAAGGCAAAGGCAAAAAGGUUGAACGAUCUAGACCUUUAGACAUUGAGUUGAAAAUGAUGACAUUUGCAUAUCCAUCUAGGCUAGAGGUUAUUGUGUUGAGGGAUUUUUAUCUAAAGGUCAAAGGUGGUAGCAUGGUGGCAUUAGUGGGUGGAAGUGGGUCUGGAAAAUCAAUAGUAGUAUGGUUGAUACAAAGAUUUUAUUAUCCAAAUCAGGGAAAGGUGAUGAUGGGAAGAGUAGAUUUGAAGAAGGUCAAUGUGAAAUGGUUAAGGAGACAAAUUGCUUUGGUGGGUCAAGAGCUUGCUCUUUUUACUGGUACCGUAAGAGACAACAUUGCAUUUGGAAACCUAAAUGCCUCAUGGGCUAAGAUUGAAGAAGCUGCAAAGGAAGCUUACAUUCACAAGUUCAUUAGUAGCCUUCCACAAGGCUAUGAAACACAAAUUGUGAGAGCGGGGUUCAACUAUCCGAGGGACAGAAACAAAGGAUUGCAAUAGUAAGCGCCAUACUUAAGAAGUCGAGGGUGUUGCUUUUGGAUAAGAAGCCAAUUGUUUCUCUUAGACUCUAAGCAAAGAUUUUCUCUUGAGGAUUCAUCUUGUUGUUUUGUAAUAUUGGAUCAUGAUUUUGUUAGACCCCUUUGAACGUAUUGCCUUUUAGUGCGCUUAAUUUUAAAGGGUCAUACCAAAAAACUUUGGACACACAAAGAACAAGUUAGAGAUUUGCAAUUCACUCACCUUUCCAAAAAAAUUCCAUUUCUAUCCAAACAUGGUUGCAUAUCUUGUAAAAUGCUUGAGGGAAUACAUUUUUCAAUAUGAA